GUAAAAAUUUGGUUCCAAAAUCGUCGCUCGAAAUAUAAAAAAAUGAUGAAAGCUGCACAAGGCCCAGGCACCGGUAGUGGUAUGCCUUUGGGCGGAGGUGGUCCAAAUCCUGGUCAACACAGUCCAAAUCAAAACAUGCAUGCUGGCGGUAACAACGGUGGUGGUUCAAAUAGUGGUUCACCGUCACAUUAUCUACCUCCCGGACACAGUCCGACGCCAUCAAGUACGCCUGUAUCUGAACUAUCACCUGAAUUCCCUCCAACGGGUUUAAGUCCGCCAACGCAAGCACCAUGGGAUCAAAAACCCCAUUGGAUAGAUCAUAAACCACCGCAAAUGACACCACAGCCAACUCAUCCUGCAGCGACACAUCCUCAAGCGCAUCAUCACAACCCGCCACCACAAAUGGGCGGCUAUGUACCUCAGUAUUGGUAUCAGCCAGAAACAAAUCCGUCGUUAUUAACGUAGGGUAUGGCCAGCGGUUUAACAUUAACCAACCGACAACAGUUUCACCAAACCGAUCCUAUUUUUAUAGAUAAUUUCAAUGCGUACAUUUAAAAAUUAUAAUUAAAAAUGUUAUUAAAUAUUUAUGAUUAGCACGCAUAAUAAUAAAUAUGUUAUGAGUAUAAGGAAAUCUAACAGAUUUUGGCGUGA
This is a messenger RNA of Teleopsis dalmanni, 651 nucleotides long. Its product is annotated as homeotic protein distal-less. Gene Ontology annotation, biological process: regulation of transcription by RNA polymerase II. Gene Ontology annotation, molecular function: RNA polymerase II cis-regulatory region sequence-specific DNA binding; DNA-binding transcription factor activity, RNA polymerase II-specific. Lineage: Eukaryota; Metazoa; Arthropoda; Insecta; Diptera; Diopsidae. The record is from RefSeq and is a predicted model, not a curated record.